This is a messenger RNA of Brachypodium distachyon (stiff brome), 1830 nucleotides long. Its product is annotated as GDSL esterase/lipase At2g27360. The transcript has 5 exons. Gene Ontology annotation, molecular function: hydrolase activity, acting on ester bonds. Bases 205 to 1413 code for a protein of 402 amino acids. NCBI's taxonomy places the organism in Eukaryota, Viridiplantae, Streptophyta, Magnoliopsida, Poales, Poaceae. The record is from RefSeq and is a predicted model, not a curated record.
ACGGAAGAAGCAACGCAACACAAUAGCGAAGCAACUGGGCUGCGGGGCGGCUCCUGGAGAUCGAUCCCCUUUAAAACAGCGACCACCUUCCCCCUCCAUCCCCCCCGCUACGUCAACGGCCACAGCCCGGGGCUAAUCCGUCCGUCCGUCGCCUUUCUCCGACGACGAAUCGGGGGGGCUGGGCUCGGUUCUCGAGGGCCGGCCAUGGCAUUCGCCGCCGGGGCAGCGCGGCUCGCCGCCGCCGCCGCCCUUGUCGCGGCCGUGGUGGUGAUGCCGGGGCCGGCGGAGGGAGGGGUGUGCUUCCAGAGGAUAUUCAGCUUCGGCGACUCGCUCACGGACACUGGCAACUUCGUGCUCUCCGUGCCGGACGACUUCCCGGACCCCGCCAGGAGCCUCCCCUACGGCCAGACCUUCUUCGGCCGCCCGUCCGGCCGCUACUCCGACGGCCGUAACCUCCUCGAUUUCUUCGCUGAAGCUUUCGGGCUGCCAUACGUGCCACCGUACCUCGGUGGUGGUGACUUCUUGAAUGGCGCCAAUUUUGCAGUCGGAGGGGCAACUGCUCUCAACGGCUCGUUCUUUCGAGAUCUUGGUGUGGAGCCUACAUGGACACCACACUCCCUUGAUGAGCAAAUCCAAUGGUUCAAGAAUCUGCUUUCGUCUAUCGCUUCGUCAGAGUCCGAACACCGUGAUGUGAUGUCCAAGUCACUUUUCCUUGUUGGAGAGGUUGGUGGGAAUGAUUACAACCAUCUAAUUGUCAGGGGCAAAUCUCUUGAUGAGCUACACAAGCUUGUUCCUAAUGUUGUUGGUGUCAUAAGCUCAGCUAUCACGGAGCUUAUAAAUCUUGGAGCAAGGAAAUUAGUUGUUCCUGGAAAUUUCCCAAUAGGAUGUGUCCCAUUGUAUCUAGCAAUAUUUCCAAGCCAAAAGGAGGGUUAUUAUAAUGAGAAAACAGGGUGCAUUGAGUGGCUAAAUGAAUUCACUGAGUACCACAAUAGGUUGAUCCAGGAGGAGCUGGACAAACUCAGGAAUCUUCACCCUGAUGUAUCUCUCAUUUAUGCUGAUUAUUAUGGCGCUACAUUGGAUAUAUACCGUGCCCCACUCCAGUUUGGUUUCACUGUCCCGUUGAACUCAUGCUGUGGAAGCGAUGCACCACAUAACUGUUCUCCUUCAGUAAUGUGUGGAAACCCUGGAUCUUUUGUCUGCCCUGACCCAUCAAAGUACAUCUCAUGGGAUGGUCUGCACUUCACCGAGGCGACCUACAAAGUUAUUAUCCAAGGAGUGCUGGGCUCUUACGCCUUCCCUCCUCUUUCAGAAACUUGUCGGGGCGGAGAGUACAAAGUCUCCCAACUUCAUCAAUGUACAGAGAAUAAUCCUACGAACACUGUAACUUACGAUGCUAUGAGCUCUUUUAUUUGAUCAUGUGGGCUCUAGUGCACGUAGAGUUUCAUGGAGCAAUACAUAGAUGCCACAGGGUUCCAUCGAUCACUUUGGGGGGCUCUUCUCCAAGUUGAGAAGAGCAGUGGUCACGAAGCCUGUGCCGCUCCGUUCUGUUUGGCUGCUACAAGGAGAAGAAAUUUUGUAGAGCAUAACGGACAAACCACAGCUGCUGAUUCCAUUGCUUUGUCAGUCUCCUUUUAUAUUAGCAACUUACUGCAACAGGAAACGGUAAGUACAUAGUACGGAUUAUAUUGCAUUCUGCUCAGUGCUCAGGUGGCCAUGCUAUGUAGGAAACUGAAACUAGAUUUCUGAUCCAGCUCCUGCGGGCAAUGUAUUCAGUACUACAUAACAGAUAAAACUAAAAGUAUAUAUAUACUUCUUGAAGCUUGUUCAGCA